AUGGUGCCAGCAAAGUUGCGUGUUCGAAAAGCGGAUUGGUUGUGUAAUUCUCAUCGCAUGCAUUUUAUUCGACAUCUAAAUGGAUCUGGAUAUAGAUGGAUCAGGAUGAAGUUGAUGUCGCACCGUCACAGCUUGGAACUAAAGCUUAGUAGCUGGGACUCUAGAUACGAAGUAGAACUGCAGAAUUUCUCAGAAUGCGGUGAUGAAGGAGAGAUUUGGUUUGGGCGAAAUGCUGAAAAGAGAAUUAUUGAUUUUGUCGUAUCAAAUGUACCGACUACUGCCAGCAUCCUUGAUUUAGGUUGUGGAAACGGCUCCGUACUAAGGAGAUUGCGUUCUAGUGGAUACACGCAACUGACAGGUGUGGAUUACUGUCCAGCAGCUAUUGAAUUGGCGAAUCGUAUAUCAGAAAAUGAACAACAUAAAACAAACAUUUCAUUCAAGGUCGUGGAUAUUCUUUCAUCAGGAUCGAAGGACGCGUUUUCCAAUCAUUACGACGUCGUGCUUGAUAAGGGGACUUGGGAUGCGAUAAGUCUUAGCAGUGAUAGGGAUGCUCGACUUAUCGCAUACAGAAAUGCAGUUGUUGCAGCGCUGAGAACCUCUGGGCAGUUUGUGAUUUUCUCUUGCAAUUUUACGACGGAGGAACUAUGCAAAUUUUUCGGUGAUGGUUCUGCCCUAAUCUUUCACUGUGAAAUCCCUGCCUCCCACACGUUCAGCUUCGGUGGUCGACAAGGAGUAACUUCCACUGGUGUUGUUUUCAGAAAAAUUGAUGAAAUAAUUAUGUGA
Molecule: messenger RNA, 783 nt
Organism: Necator americanus (New World hookworm)
Lineage: Eukaryota; Metazoa; Nematoda; Chromadorea; Rhabditida; Ancylostomatidae
Exons: 9
Coding region: 1-783 (260 amino acids)
Cellular component (GO): cytoplasm
Molecular function (GO): protein-lysine N-methyltransferase activity
Source: RefSeq, a predicted model, not a curated record